Messenger RNA from Prunus armeniaca (apricot), 681 nucleotides. Lineage: Eukaryota; Viridiplantae; Streptophyta; Magnoliopsida; Rosales; Rosaceae. The record is from the annotation of a GenBank genome assembly.
AUGCAACAGCCAUCUGGUUUUACAAAUUCCAAACAGCCACGUCAUGUUUGUCGCUUGUUGAAAUCUUUAUAUGGCCUCAAACAGGGUCCUCGAGCAUGGAAUGAAAGAUUCACCACUCAUCUUCUCACACUGGGGAACAAUUUGCUUUUGAUUCAGCAAACUAUUACAGCUCUUGGUUCUAAAGCUGGCAUGACACACUGCAAGCCCUGUCCUACUCCUUGCUUACCUACUACAAAAUUACUCAAGUUUGAUGGUGUUCCUCUCUCGGAUCCUACUCUUUAUCGAAGUCUGGCCUAUUCUGAUGCUGACUGGGCCGAUGAUGUGAAUGAUAGGCGUUCCACGACUGGAUAUGUUAUUUUUCUGGGCAAUAAUCCCAUCUUUUGGUGUGCUAAGAAACAAAGCACCGUAUCUCGUUCUUCAACAAAAGCAGAAUAUAGAGCUCUUGCGAUUACUCUCUCACGCACGAAGCACAUUGAAAUUGACUUUCACUUUAUUCGUGAACGCGUCACUCGUGGUGAUGUGGUGGUUUCUCAUAUUCCAAGCAGCAAUCAAGUUGUGGAUAUCUUUACUAAGGGCUUACACACUUCUCAAUUCUCUUAUCUUCGUGACAACCUAAUGCUGAGUUCUCCUAGCAUUAGCUUGCGGGGGGAUGUUAGCCUACACCUCAGACCACCUGAUUAA